GCUACUUCCGGGUUUAAAAGGCGAAGCUGUCAAGGCUCUGCACCAGGCUAGCAGAAAUGGCAACUUUCAUAUUACUAACACUAUAUGCUUUUAUAAACUGUUUCACAUUUUUGCCAGUCGUACACAGCAACAAUGUUGAGACGAAAGCUGCGCAGUUCUUCAGCAGCGGUCACACGAACAACUGGGCCGUGCUGGUUUGCACUUCGAGGUUCUGGUUCAACUAUCGCCACGUUGCCAACGUGCUGUCUGUGUACAGGAGCGUGAAGAGACUGGGCAUCCCGGACAGUCACAUCGUUCUGAUGUUAGCCGACGACAUGGCCUGCAACCACAGAAACCCCAAACCUGCUACCGUGUUCAGCCACAAGAACAUGGAGCUGAACGUGUACGGAGACGACGUCGAAGUGGAUUACCGCGGAUACGAGGUGACAGUGGAGAAUUUUCUGCGAGUGCUGACCGGACGACUCCCGGCGAGCACGCCUCGCUCCAAGCGCUUACUGAGCGACGACCGCAGCAACAUCCUCAUCUACCUCACGGGUCACGGUGGGAACGGCUUCCUAAAGUUCCAGGACUCGGAGGAGAUCAGCAACGUGGAGCUGGCCGACGCAUUCGAGCAGAUGUGGCAGAAGCGAAGAUAUAACGAGCUGCUGUUUAUAAUCGACACCUGCCAGGGGGCGUCCAUGUACGAGCGGUUCUACUCGCCCAAUAUCAUGGCUCUGGCCAGCAGCCAAGUGGGAGAAGACUCUCUUUCACACCAGCCUGACCUCGCCAUCGGAGUCCAUCUGAUGGACAGAUACACCUUCUACCUGCUGGAGUUCCUGGAAGACAUCCAUCCUGCCAGUCAGGCCAAUAUGAACGAUCUGUUUAAGGUGUGUCCACCGAGCCAGUGUGUGUCCACGCCGGGCCACCGUACCGACCUGUUCCUGCGAGACCCCGGCAGCGUCCUGAUCACCGAUUUCUUCGGCAGCGUGCGUAAAGUGGAGAUCACGCGGGAGGUGGUGAACCUGACCACACCGAUAGAGGAAACAUCCACAGUCACGUCUGUUGCUCAACAAAAUGAGAUGAGCGAGGUGCUGUCUUACGUGGACCAGUUACCAGUGGCUGAAAUCAUUCAUCAGAAACCCAAACAGAAGGACUGGCACCCUCCAGACGGCUUCAUCCUCGGCCUGUGGACGCUCAUCCUGCUCGUCUUCUUCAAAACCUACGGCAUCAAACACCUCAAACACAUCUUCUAACCGAUGUUCAUAUUUCUCCAUCACGAAUUCCUACUUUUGUCUGGAGGUUUUCGACAGCGCCCAUGCUUUAAAAAGUCCUCAAGCUUUUUUAAAAAAGCAUUGUGAGGCCCAGGACACACUUUUUGAAAGGCGACGCGCUCUGACUACUGACUUUGACGAUCCUUUGUUGUGGUCUGUUACGGACUGUAAUCUGGUUAAAUUUCAGCAACAGGGACUUUUUUUUGGGGGGGGGGGAUUGAUGGGGUUCUUUCACCACACUUUUUAUUUAUUUUUUUAUUUUAAUCCUCGGAUACAGUCGACCAAGGACAACCUCACUUUGAAACUCGGUUCAGCACGGUUUAAAUAUGCCACCGACGUUGCACUGAAACUCUCUGAAAUCAGAAAUGUGGAAGCUCUUCAUUUAUCAUCAGGCUUAUUAUAAUUUCCGCUUGCUAUUUAACGACAAACCAAAACAAUUUUCCCUUUACCUCAUGUCCAGUGUGUGAAUUUGCUCCUUUACUUUUGCACCGGAGCUACGAGGCUGAUGUGGCUAACAAAUAGUGGCUAACUAAUUUCGAAUAGUUUAGUAUCUCAGCCUGGAAUGCUUGCUCACACGGUUUCUGCCAUCUAGUAAGUAUUAAAUAGACAUUUUGCACUAAAAAAAAAAAAAAAACAUGAUUCAAUCAGGAUUUUGGUAUAUAUA
This is a messenger RNA of Pangasianodon hypophthalmus (striped catfish), 1914 nucleotides long. RefSeq names its product phosphatidylinositol glycan anchor biosynthesis, class K (gene pigk). The record is from RefSeq and is a predicted model, not a curated record. The coding region runs from base 57 to 1232 and encodes 391 amino acids. Gene Ontology annotation, biological process: protein localization to cell surface; proteolysis; attachment of GPI anchor to protein. Gene Ontology annotation, cellular component: GPI-anchor transamidase complex. Gene Ontology annotation, molecular function: GPI-anchor transamidase activity. The transcript has 11 exons. Lineage: Eukaryota; Metazoa; Chordata; Actinopteri; Siluriformes; Pangasiidae.